AUGUAUUCAUCUGUAUCUAAACUUGAUCGAGAUAUUGCACGUUCAUUUUUAAAUUCUCCAUCAUAUCUACCAAUUCCAAUGAGAAAUCAAUCUACAGGUAAACAAGAAAAUUUCUUCGAUGAUAUUUUACCUCCACCUCAUCCAAAUGCACGACUUGGUUUUCCAACAAAUACAAAUAUUAUUCCAAUGUAUUAUGAUGUCAUUAUUGAUACAGUUACGGAUUAUGAUAUUUUUUAUCCAAUAGCUAAACAAACAAAAAAAUAUUAUUAUAAUUCAACUAAUGAUCAACAAACAAUUUCAGAUGAAAAUUUAAUCUAUCCACGUUAUCAAGUUCAACGACUUGAUGAACUUGCUGUUUCAAUGGAUUUUCCACAUGAUUAUGAAUCAACAGCAAAUUGGUCUGAUCAAAAAGUUCAAUAUGAACAUAUACAACCAAUAAAAAAUUAUUAUUUCUAUCCCGAAACAACAUCACAUGUAAACAAUGAACCAUCAUCUGUACGUUAUAUCACUACACCUUUCUUUUGGUUUCGUCCUGUUCUUGAUCAUAAUUAUACUGUUUGUAUACCAACUUCACGUCCAAGUCUUCAUGCUUAUAUAACAUCUUCAUUUGAUCCGAAAAUAAAUUCUAUUCCUUAUUCAAUUCGACUUUAA
Rotaria sordida is the source of this 651-nucleotide messenger RNA. NCBI's taxonomy places the organism in Eukaryota, Metazoa, Rotifera, Eurotatoria, Philodinida, Philodinidae. The record is from the annotation of a GenBank genome assembly.